GGCUUGGGCACUUCCGGCUUCUUCCUCUUAGACAAGAUAAACGAAACGGACGAUAUACCACUGCUAAUACAAUGAGUAAGAGAUAGUAUUCGGAUUAGAAAUAGGGUACAUGUCACUCUAUAGUCGCUUAAAGUAAUUAUUUUAGGGGUUUGUCGCUGUUUUAACGCUCGGGAUUAACCGAGGCGCAUCGGUUGACAACUACAGUAGAUUAGUUUUGCUCGAAGCGGAUUGCAGCCAUGAUGGCGUCAAGCUACAACGCUAAGGAAGAGGACGGACAUCACUCGGGAGCUGCGAACCACGGAGGUGCAGGGGCCGUAAAAAGUAAAAAACCAGAUAACACAGCCUUCAAACAACAAAGACUACCUGCAUGGCAGCCCAUCCUGACAGCCGGCACAGUGCUGCCCGCUUUCUUCGUUAUCGGUCUCAUCUUCAUCCCCAUCGGCAUCGGCCUGUAUGUGUCAUCGAACAACAUCAAAGAGUUCGAGGUAAAGACACAGACACCUUAAACUAACCUCUAAACUAAUAUUUGCCUACUUAAUCGAUACUUAAUUCUGCAUUAUUACGUUUAAUCGCGGUUACUCACUUCGGGGUGUCAGUGAGCAAUGUAAAUCUAUCAUUAGACGGAUUCACUGUCACCCUGUUGUGUUCAGAGAGACAAGAGCUCGACAGGGUUUUAACAGCUGUCAUUUGACCUUAAGUCAACAGUCAGUAUUUGACCAUUACAGUCCCGAGGACCAGCAGAGCUCUCAUCAGAAUAGUCUAAAAUUGAAAUAUGUUAUUUCCUCGUUGUUUUCUGUAACCAUUCACCUCAAAAUGUCAAAACAAAUUAGAUUUAGAUUUCAAUCAGCCAUAAAAUUAUGAACACAUGAGCAAUCCAUUGCAAUAAUCACUAAUUGCCUUUUUAUAUUUCUCUUAUUGCAAAUGUUCAUUUUAAUCGAAGUUCUUAUUGUUUAUUUUAUGUUAUUUUAUUAAUUAUCUCGGUUCUUAGUCUUUUUCUUAAUUCCCUUCACAGAUUUUUACUUCUUUUACCCUUUUUUAUAUUGUGAAGAGCUCUUACUUAUCUGUUCAUUUAAUAUUAUUUUCUUGUUUUAGUCCAUCUGGUCUUACUCUUUCUUUUAACCAUUUUUAUCUUUAUGUCCUGUGUUUCCCAAAGGUAGCUCUUUCCUCAUGUAAUAUCUCGGUGUCAGACCAUGUCUCUCUAACAAUAUAUCUUAAAUUCUCACACUGUGUGCGUUUGUGUGGGUGUAUGUGUGAGUGACUGAGUGAGGGUGUGUGUGUGUCUUUGAGUGUGUGUGGGUCCAUGUGUGGGUGGGAGGGUUGGGUUUUAUUGUUGUUAAUUGUUGUUUUUUGCCUCUGUGAAGCGCUUUGAACUGCAUUUUUUGUCUGAAAGGUGCCAUAAAAAUAAAGUUGAAUAUGAAUCCAACAGAGCACUUCUACCAUAAACAAUAAGUACUUUAAGUAUACUUCCAAAUUUUCCAUUUUUGUUGAUAUGAACAGGGUAUUAUUAUGCUUUAUAAUUAUUAUUGAAGACCUAUUAUGGGUAAGAAUACCAUAAAAAAGUGUUAUAUUAAAAGUUGUUCCCAGUGUUUUGUCUCCUUUAUGAGUAAUCAUAAAGGGAAGCAAAUUAGUAACACUCGUCAGUAUAAUUCCAUUACAUCACCGACACCCACUACAACUUUAACAAUAACUUUAAGAGCAGUCAUCACCUCUCUGACCAAGUCAACAAACACUGAAAAUGUGGAAGCUUUGUUCAAGCAAAAUCUACGGUAGAGCUAUGGUAUUGGGUUGCAUAAAUGCUCAAGUAGUUAUAAUGUAGUGUAUAUAUGAGAGCAGACAAUUUAGAGCCCCAACUAAAUGACAAUAAAAAACAAAAACUGUAAGAUUUAAAACCCAUGUGAAUUUUUCAAAUUAGCUAUGAAAUGGUCCACCACUGACCAUUAUGCCUCGUCAUGAUUCAUUUCUACGAAUGCUGGAAACCAUUGUGAAAGAUGGGUGUGAGACCAGAUAAUUGAUGGCACAUUGUUUUUAUAUCAAACCGUAUGAAAUCUAAAUCAUCUAUGUUUGAAGUGUGUCUUAUUUGUUGACUUCUACUUUUUAAAAAUCCUUUUGUUCAUUUUUAGGUUGAUUACACUGGUGUUGACAUUUCCAGUCCAUGCCACCCCUGUGCCAAGAACUUCAGCUGGAAUGCUACAACACCAUGUCCCUGUUCUGUGCAUUUCACAUUGGAGCAGCCAUUUGAGGUGAGCACAGACCAAAUGAAUAAUAUAUGCCCCGCUUUGGAGGUAAUGGUGUUGCUUGAUGUGUAAUAAAAGAAAAAAAUAAUGUCCACCUGACACCAAUAGUCCAUUAAGAUGCAUUCAGAGCUCAAAGAAAAGCACUUAAGGUUUACUUGAUCAUUGAUUGUUCCAGUCUAAAAUUGUGCAGCCCAUCAGCUGCUAAAAGGCCUUUAUUGAUUUCUUAUAUAAAGCUCUCUUCAGGUGCAUUUUGUCUCAAACAUUUUCUGGAUAAGACCAGGUCCUGUCGAAAAUGAUCAUACGGUGUAAGACAUCAUUGAAAUCCUCAGGUGCAAAUUAAUCUUUGGUGAGACAUACCAGCCUUGUUUUAAACAUAAAAGAAUCCUUGCCUGAUACACAGUACCUGCCAGAAUAUUUAGCUUUGCACAACAGAAACACUCCUUGCUUUUACUGAUUGCUUCAUGUGUAUAACACAAUCUUUUCUCUCCUGCAGAGUAAUGUCUUCAUGUACUAUGGCUUGUCCAACUUCUACCAGAACCACAGACGCUAUGUGAAAUCCAGGGAUGACAGUCAACUGAAUGGUGACCGCUCUGCUUUGACGGUAAUGCUCCUUUUAUUUUACAUGCAGUUCCAUCAGUGCCUUCACCUUUGUUUAACACCGGCUGCUUUUUACAGAACCCCAGCAAAGAAUGUGAACCUUACCGUACGAGCGAAGGACUGCCUAUUGCUCCCUGUGGGGCUAUAGCAAACAGCCUUUUCAAUGGUAGGUCUGACAUAGUGGUUAACCUUAAACUUUUCUCUAUCAUUUAACAAAAGCGGGGCUCAUGUGGUUGUCACUAAUUUGUCGAAACAGUAUUGAAUACUUUGUUUCUUUGUUUUAGACACUCUGAAGCUGUAUUAUAUUGAUUCAAAUGGCACCAGAAAUGAGAUUCCUCUGGUAAAGAAAGGCAUUGCAUGGUGGACAGACAAGCAUGUGAAGUUCAGGAACCCUGGUGGAAACGACAACCUCACUUUAGCGUUCAAAGGUAAAUCCGGCAAACGUCAGUAAACCAUCUUGAAGCUUUUAACACUGUUGUUGAGUUUCAUACAUGCUAUACGAAACUGGCGUAUAACCAGUUUGGUUUUAUCUUGUACUUUCUCAGGUACAUCUAAGCCAGUGAACUGGAGGAAACCAGUGUAUGAGUUGGACCCAAAUGAUGAUGACAACAACGGCUUUACGAACGAGGAUUUCAUAGUGUGGAUGCGCACAGCUGCUUUGCCCACCUUUCGCAAGUUGUAUCGCAUUAUCCAGAAGAAGUCCGGCUCCACUCCUACUCUACCCAGUGGCCAGUACGUCUUGGACAUCACUUACAGUAUCCUUUUAACAGUUGCCAAAAACUUAGUCACACUGUAAAAUUUAACACAGGAUUUAGGCAGUUAAGUAGGCUUGUGUGAUUUUACAACAAUCAGUGCCACAAUGUAAAUUAGAAACCAGUCUAAGAUUGUCUUAAACUGCAGUUUUAUGUCGUUGGUUUGAGUCAGAUUUGAAACUUGAGGGCCACACAGUCUGGGAUGUUCUUAUGUGUUCUGGACUGAUCAUGUUAUUUAUCGUACUGUUAUAAGAAUGCUGUGCAGUGAGGAUACAGGUGUUCUAUCGUGUGGAUCUGUGUGUUAAUCGUGAAGAUUUUUCUGUCUUUUUUUCAUCCGUUAACAGUGACCGCAGUCUGAAGUGUAGCUUUCACUGAGGGUACGCUGACCCACUAGAGCGACAUCAGACCUUUAUGAUACAACAAUAGUUUCUGGGUCUGCCACUCCACUAAUUCACUCCAUGAUCACCAGCUCCUAUUUUCUUCCUGUUCUACAUACGAGUCUAGCUAUCCCCUUCUCAAUACAUCAUGGGGUUUUGUUAAUUUUUUCAGGCUAAUGAAAGUGAAUGGGGCUUUGUGUUUGUUUUUAUACAGAGCAGGAAGGUGAGAUCCUGUUUCAAGUGGUCACUGAAGAAGCUUUCAAGGACAUUUGAUAAUGCCAAAUGUGAAGGCUUAUACUUAGAGCCAUUGACUUGUGAUGACCCAGGAUGCAUGUUAAUUCCAGGUCUGGAUGACCUCUUUGUGAACAACAAAUGACCUCAUUAACAAGUUAGAGUCUGAACCAAUAAAACAAAUCAGGUUUAGCAGCUUGCUGUCAAACACUGUUAAUGAGUCAGCACUAGUAAACUCACUCUGAACCUCUUUGAUUUAUAUCCUCUAAGGACACUUUUCAAGAAACUUCUCUGGUGUGUGUGGAAUACUGCAGAACCUCAACUCUCACUCAAAAGCAAAUACAGGUCUUUUUAUCUCAGCACAUGUUUCAAAUAAGAGGGGUCACUAUGUUUUACAAAACAGUGUUGUCCAAAUAUCUCUGCUUGAGGCCCAGAUGUUAAAAGUGUGUAGAUGCAGACACAAGUUUCCUCCAGUUGUUGGACUUGUGUGAGUGCUCUGUACAUCCCUCAGGCUCAGUACACGUCCUCGGCUUUGGCACGGAUGGGGAAAAAGGGUUGGACACAGUAUGGUUGCCUAUGCAUAAGCACAGUGCAGUGAAAUACCUGAUUUUUUUUAUGUCACAAUGAUGUAAUGGGCUUUAACACGGUGACUGAGCCUGAUCUGAGUGCGCCCAAAGGGAAAUAUGACUGACAACGAUGAUAUUGCAUUGCUUAUAAACUUUGAAUGGAUUCACAUGAGAGAGGAUUUCACACCUUUGAACCAGACUAGUUUCUGUUUUAAUUUUUCUGCUUUGCACAUUAAAGUCACAAGAUCAAUUAAUACUCAUUUUAAAGGGAACCCCAGUGUAUUGUUUUCAACACAAGUCCAUCAAAUUUUGGUGGCUAAACAUACCUUUUGUUUUCUUACAGGUGUAUUGUUAUCAUAGUAUCAAUGUACUAAUCACAGUUGCUUUCUUUUGCUUGUCUUGUCAAAGUGUGUGAAAAAAUAAUGUGUAAAAUCUAAGUCAGGUUUCUGUCCAAGUCGUGUUUUUCUUUAACAGUAAAUUAUCAGAUUAUCCUGUGCUCAGUUUUGAUGGUCGCAAGAGGAUGAUCCUGAGCACCAUCUCAUGGAUGGGAGGGAAGAACCCCUUCCUUGGCAUUGCAUACAUCACUGUUGGCUCCAUCUGCUUCUUCCUGGGUGUAGUUCUGCUCAUCAUCCACCACAAAUACGACACUCGCAACAACAGCGCAGAUAUUCCAAACUGAACUGUUCCUGUAUAGCAUUUUCAGCCUCUGCAUGCAUGGGUGACCCUAAGAGGUCUGUUUUGGAUUGCUUGUUGAUUUCAGCGUGAAUACACUGGUCUCUGUCGUUGUUUGUGGUGUGUUUGUGUAAGGAUGGCAGUUUUACAUCAAAAGCUGGGUUUAUGAGUAGGGCUACAAAAGAAGGAUGUUUAAAAUGUCUCUGUGCAUACGGCUUCAAGUCAGCUGCUAGGAAUGUCAUAUCCUGACUUCAAACAAAUGUUUUUAUUUUCUAUUUAUCUAUACAUUAAAGAAGUGUCUCCAUUUAUUUUAGCAGUGCUUUGCUAAUGGCUUAUCUAUUGAAGGAUGUACGUAUUUUUAAUGCAGUUUGUUCCUAUUGUGUACUGUAAUGUAUCCUGCUGAAGAAUGUACCAUCAUAUUGACAUACCUCUCUGGUCUUCGAGAUCACCCUGAAUAUAAUAUGGGAUGUUCAUUGCACGUUUGCUGUUUAAUUGGUAAGCAAUGGUGUUUGAAGAAGCAUUUUAUCUUUGCAAAGUUGCAAAGUCUAUGUAUUUUAUCUUUGCAUAGAUUACUAAUGACAAAUAGUACCAAAAGUAAGGUCAGCUAUCCUCUGGUGUGACUGGUUGUAUAAAUUGACUGCACCAGUUUCAAUCUUUAACAAAAUGCUAGUGCAAGAUUUAUUAAUCCCUAAAAAGUCAUUGCCCUUUAUGGUUCUGAUUCUCUUAAUCAUUGGACUCUGUCCAAAAUGUCCCAAACUGAUUUGAGCACAAAUAUUUAUUCUUUCAUAAGUUUGACUUGUAUGUGAUUUAGAUAUGAUUUAGAUAUGUGAUUACAUUCUUCAAUGUCGACCAAAUGAUAUGCACUUUAAAAGUGUCACAUUUGUUAGUUUUUCCCUUUUGUUUCACUUUAUCCUCUGUUAUAAUGACUCCUUGAUUAAUAUAAAAUAAGUUGACUGUUGAAAUUGGAGAUUUUUGGGUUUUUUAACGUUUGUAGGGUCCAAUUAAACAACUUAUUGAAUGUA
This is a messenger RNA of Xyrichtys novacula (pearly razorfish), 6451 nucleotides long. Lineage: Eukaryota; Metazoa; Chordata; Actinopteri; Labriformes; Labridae. The record is from the annotation of a GenBank genome assembly.